Messenger RNA from Entamoeba invadens IP1, 870 nucleotides. RefSeq lists its product as hypothetical. Lineage: Eukaryota; Evosea; Mastigamoebida; Endamoebidae. Bases 1 to 870 code for a protein of 289 amino acids. The transcript has a single exon. The record is from RefSeq and is a predicted model, not a curated record.
AUGGCAAGACUCGAUGGAUAUCACAUGAUGAUCGUAUCAAAAUAUUUCACUUUGUUUGAAGACUUUGUUAAAGUCGAAAUGUUAAACAAAAAGUUUUUCAAAAACACCGAAAAGUUCCACUCGAACCCAAUUCCAUUGACAAAUAUUAAUUUAAAAUAUUUCGCAAAAGUUGAAACUUUAAAUAUUUAUAAUGAGACAGACGACGACUUUGGAUAUGAGGUAUUGACUUCUAACACUACAUAUCCUCAAAAUGUCAGAAAUUUGUUUUUUAAAGUGAAUGUUUGGUACGAAGUUUCUUAUAAGAAGUACGUCGAGUCUUCAAAGGCGUUUCUCGACAAAGUUUCUUUCAAGAACUUAGUGCUUGUCAAUUUUAAAGAUUUGAACAGUGAAGUUAUAAGCCCAAAUAUUCGAGUGAUUGGAGAAAGGUGUUUUAGAUAUGCGCCAAUAACAGACAUAGUGAUACCACCAACAGUUAUUAAAUUCAAAAAUAAUGUUUUUGAGAACGCAACAAGAUUAAGUCACAUCUCAUUUCCACAGACUGUAUGGAAUAUCCCACAAUCAAUGUGUUUGAAUUGCUGCUUGUACUCCUUGAAUUUGUCAUUUGGGGUGACUAAAAUAUCAUCUUUCGCGUUUACGAACAACAGUCUAAGUAUGAUCACACUGCCCGAAAGCCUCGAAAUAAUAGAAGAUAUGGCAUUUGCAAAUAAUAAUUUAUUAAAAGAUAUUACAAUACCAAAAAGCGUGAAAGUGUUAAAAGAAAACGCUUUUUAUAAAUGCAAAAAACUAAAGAAAAUGAAAGUUUUUAAUAAAGAUAUCAUUGAGAACAAUUAUGGCAUUCUCGACAAGAUAAAUAUAGAAAUGUAUCAAUAA